Messenger RNA from Pelmatolapia mariae (spotted tilapia), 444 nucleotides. RefSeq names its product phospholipase A2, group IB (pancreas) (gene pla2g1b). Gene Ontology annotation, biological process: lipid catabolic process; phospholipid metabolic process; arachidonate secretion. Gene Ontology annotation, molecular function: phospholipid binding; calcium ion binding. Bases 1 to 444 code for a protein of 147 amino acids. The transcript is spliced from 4 exons. The record is from RefSeq and is a predicted model, not a curated record. NCBI's taxonomy places the organism in Eukaryota, Metazoa, Chordata, Actinopteri, Cichliformes, Cichlidae.
AUGCAUCUGAGUCAUUCCCUGCUCAUUGUGCUCUUCGGCCUCCCAGCUCUGCUGGGUUAUCGAGCUCUGUGGCAGUUCAGGUCCAUGAUCCUGUGCACGGUACCCGAUAGCUGGCCAGCGCUGGACUACGCUGAUUACGGCUGCUACUGCGGGCUGGGAGGCUCUGGCACACCUGUUGAUGAGCUUGACAGGUGCUGUCAGGUCCACGACCAGUGCUACAGUGAUGCCAUGCAGCACGAUGACUGCUGGGCCAUCCUGGACAACCCCUACACUGAAAUAUACAGCUAUAACUGUGACAACGCCAGCAAAACUGUCACCUGCCUGGAUGACAACGAUCCGUGUGAGAAAUUUAUCUGCGAGUGUGACAGGAAAGCAGCCAUGUGCUUCGCUGAGGCUGGUUACAAUGAGGAAAAUGCUGACAUCCCGAGUGACCGCUGCCAGUGA